This is a messenger RNA of Galendromus occidentalis (western predatory mite), 623 nucleotides long. RefSeq lists its product as uncharacterized. The transcript is spliced from 2 exons. Gene Ontology annotation, biological process: box C/D snoRNP assembly. Lineage: Eukaryota; Metazoa; Arthropoda; Arachnida; Mesostigmata; Phytoseiidae. The coding region runs from base 119 to 514 and encodes 131 amino acids. The record is from RefSeq and is a predicted model, not a curated record.
AGAAGCAUGCAGCAGCGCAGGAGCGCGCUGAGAAACUAAGCUCGAUUCGAACCGUGAGGACAACGAUCCUGAGUAUUCCGAAUUCCGAGUUCCGAGUCGACUAUAGGUGCGCCCCAUUAUGGAGGCGGAGACUAAGGAAACUUCGGGGGCACUGCUAGCGCUUGAACACGCGUCAAAAGAAGAACACAUCGGAAGGCUCUUCAGCCAGAAUCCGUCGAAACCGAAGAUCGAACGUCUUUCGUCUUCAGUUCUCCAACGAGUGCAAAAGUUUCUACCGGAGCUGCAUGACGCGAAUGAGGUCAUCGCGAACAGUGACGAGGGAAGAGAAACUCUCAGCUGCGAAGUCGGAGAAAACUUCGACGGACCGGCGGUAGAAAUGACUCUAAUGCUCACGAAAGAGGACGAAAAACAAACGAAGAUAAUUGAAGUCCUCGAGAAUGAUUCCCAAUCGGAAUCAUCGGAUUCGGAAAGCGCUGCUGAAGAGGAAUCGGAUUCGUCUUCUGAUGAACUGUGAAUACUGUAGAUAGUCGAGCGAAUCGCGGUGAUCCUCCCUGUGGCCUGUGGAACGCUUCUUGUUUCUCCGUGAUACAUGUACAUACGGAACUGAAUAAAUAAUGGACGUU